This is a messenger RNA of Oreochromis aureus, 2413 nucleotides long. Its product is annotated as gastrula zinc finger protein XlCGF7.1-like. NCBI's taxonomy places the organism in Eukaryota, Metazoa, Chordata, Actinopteri, Cichliformes, Cichlidae. The record is from RefSeq and is a predicted model, not a curated record. The transcript is spliced from 2 exons. Gene Ontology annotation, cellular component: nucleus. The coding region runs from base 163 to 1053 and encodes 296 amino acids.
ACGGAGUUUCUCUCGGUUUGUGGGCUCAUCUAAAGGACCAACGUGGAUCAAGAAGUCAACACUCUCAGGAGGCCGACAAUUUCGUUGAAGAAAGAAGUGGAAGAAAAAAAAUACAGCUGUGACGAGUUUGGGAAAGAUUUUACUGUGAAAGCUUCCCUAAAAAUGCAUCAGGUCAUCCACACCGGAGAGAAACCAUUCAGCUGUGACGAGUGUGGAAAGUCUUUUACGCAGUCUGGAAACUUAAAAAGACACCAACUAAUCCACACUGGAGAGAGACCAUUCAGCUGUGGAGACUGUGGAAAGUCUUUUACGCAGUCUGGAAACUUAAAAGCACACCAACUAAUCCACACUGGAGAGAGACCGUUCAGCUGUGGAGACUGUGGAAAGUCUUUUACCGAGUUUGGAAACUUAAAAAAACACCAACUCAUCCACACUGGAGAGAGACCAUUCAGCUGUGGAGACUGUGGAAAGUCUUUUACGCAGUCUGGAAACUUAAAAGCACACCAACUAAUCCACACUGGAGAGAAACCAUUCAGCUGUGACAAGUGUGGAAAAUCUUUUACCCUCUCUGGACACUUAAAAACACACCAACUCAUCCACACUGGAGAGAAACCGUUCAGCUGUGACGAGUGUGGAAAAUCUUUUACGCACAUUUCAAACUUAAAAUCACAUCAACUCAUCCACAGUGGAGUUAAAGCGUACACCUGUGAUCAGUGUGGCAGAACUUUUACUUACAGUAAGAGCUUACAGAGUCAUCUAGUUACCCACUCUGGAAUUAAGGCAUACAGCUGUGACAUUUGUGGAAAAACUUUCAGCCGGAUAGGGAGGCGAAAUACACACCUACGCAUUCACACUGGACACGAUGUGUACUGCUGUGAUCAGUGUGGCAAACAGUUUGCUACAAACACAGAGUUACGACAUCACAUGUUUACCCACACUGAGGAACGACCUUAUAAAUGUGACCUGUGUGAGAAGACUUUUAAAUCUCCACAUUACCUGAAAGCACACCAACAGAUCCACACCAGAAAGACUCUACAAGUGCAGUUACUGUGAGGUAUGUACUUUUAUUUUUGUCUUGUCAUUUUUAUCUUGUCAGCCUGACUGUUUGAAACAACUCUGCUCAUCAAAUUGCGUUAGCAUGUUAGCAAUUCUACUGCAUGGAAAGGCAGCUCUGAAUGAUUAUUCAGACUCCAAUCACAGGUCUUUAGGGAUAGUGUUUGAGAAUUGUGUUAUUGUUAUUGUAGCAUUAAAGUAGUAUUAAUUUAAUGUUUUUACUCUUAUUGUUUUUAUAGCACAUUAAGUUGAGCUGAGUGUGAUAAUGUAAACAGUAAAAUGUAAUUGGACUUUGGCAGAGAUGCUCUGUGACCUUUGUGGAAAAACUUUAAGUCAUUGAAGGACUCUGAAAAUACAUCAACGUAGACACUGUAAAGAAUGUGGGAGAGGCUUCACCACUUCAAAGGACUUCAAACAAUAUGAACUCCUUCACAGUGGUGUUAAAAAGCAUGUCUGCGAUCAGUGUGGGUCAUCCUUCAUCAGUGCACGUCAGCUUGAAAAGCAUAAACGAGUCCACACAUGAGAGAAACCAUACAAGUGCAGACACUGUGACAAAACCUUUUCACAAUCAUGUGAUCAUACUAAGCAUGAACGCAGACACAUGAAAGAGAACUUCGUCUGUGAAACAGUUUGAAUAAUCUCAGUUCAUACUCCACUCAGAAACGUUCCAUGUUACAAAUAAACUGUUACGUUACGUCUUCAUUCCUGCUUUUACGUUAAUCUUGUAAACAGUAGAUUUGCAUAACGACUGAAACUGGCCCAAUGAAUGAACAAUGGGCUGUGAGGUCAAUUUCUUCAUAAUUAAUAUGCAAAUUCUUAUGAGCAUUGAUCAACAACCACUGGUCAAUGGCCAUGAGUACCAUUCACAGAGUAAAAAUUUGCAUAAUGAUUAUGAAGUUUACUGUUACCAAUGUUCAAAAACAUUUACUAAAUUAUCUUCUCUGUGCAAACAUCAGCGUGAUGCAGGACUGAAAUCAUUGCCAUCUCUGGAUUACAGUGAAUCUGCAGAGACAGAAAGAUCCUCUUCUGGUUUCAGGGUCAGACUCAAACCCUUGAGAUCAGGCUCCACAGAGUUCAGGUGGAGUCUUCUGUAAAGAUCUGAUUAGGCACCUGUGAAUGAAAAUGUGCCUCUUGUUACAUUUUAAGCUUUCUAAACUGUUCUACUGUGUCUUUGUGUUGAGUGGUUAGCUUUGUUCCAGCACUUUGAUUAAGAAAUCUCUUUCCUGUUAUAUUUUUAUUGAAUGCAUUGAUCCAUGUGUUCUGCAGAUUUUUUUUUCCAGCUUGUUUGUGUAAUGAAAUCCUGCAACAGUUAAACCAAAAUUUUAUAUGUUAAAUAAAGAAAUGGUUUACUGACAAAGAG